Molecule: messenger RNA, 9405 nt
Organism: Pongo pygmaeus (Bornean orangutan)
Lineage: Eukaryota; Metazoa; Chordata; Mammalia; Primates; Hominidae
Gene: ZKSCAN1
Product: zinc finger with KRAB and SCAN domains 1
Exons: 6
Coding region: 267-1958 (563 amino acids)
Biological process (GO): regulation of transcription by RNA polymerase II
Molecular function (GO): RNA polymerase II cis-regulatory region sequence-specific DNA binding; DNA-binding transcription factor activity, RNA polymerase II-specific
Source: RefSeq, a predicted model, not a curated record
CGCGGCGCGGUCCCGGAAGACGAGGUGCUGACACUCUUCCGGCCUUUGUGACUCAUUGUGUCUGUGUCGAGGCGUCGGGAGGGCCUAAGUCCGUGUGCGGUGCCCUUCGGCCGGCCUGAGCCCCAGAGUCAGCUCCCCUUUCUCGCCCAGCGCCCCCAGGCCGCUCCCGGGGCUCACGGAAUAGUACAGAAACACAUCAUAAAACCUCCCAGGACAUAAAGGUGAGCACACACCCUGUUUGGAUCAAGUCAGUUCCUGGAGCCUGAAUGAUGACUGCUGAAUCACGGGAAGCUACGGGUCUGUCCCCGCAGGCUGCACAGGAGAAGGAUGGUAUCGUAAUAGUGAAGGUGGAAGAGGAAGAUGAGGAAGACCAUAUGUGGGGGCAGGAUUCCAGCCUACAGGACACGCCUCCUCCAGACCCAGAGAUAUUCCGCCAACGCUUCAGGCGCUUCUGUUACCAGAACACUUUUGGGCCCCGAGAGGCUCUCAGUCGGCUGAAGGAACUUUGUCAUCAGUGGCUGCGGCCAGAAAUAAACACGAAGGAGCAGAUCCUGGAGCUGCUGGUGCUAGAGCAGUUUCUUUCCAUCCUGCCCAAGGAGCUCCAGGUCUGGCUGCAGGAAUACCGCCCCGAUAGUGGAGAGGAGGCCGUGACCCUUCUAGAAGACUUGGAGCUUGAUUUAUCAGGACAACAGGUCCCAGGUCAAGUUCAUGGACCUGAGAUGCUCGCAAGGGGGAUGGUGCCUCUGGAUCCAGUUCAGGAGUCCUCGAGCUUUGACCUUCAUCACGAGGCCACCCAGUCCCACUUCAAACAUUCAUCUCGGAAACCCCGCCUCUUACAGUCACGAGCUCUUCCUGCUGCCCACAUUCCUGCACCCCCUCAUGAGGGUAGUCCCAGAGACCAGGCGAUGGCAUCUGCACUAUUCACAGCGGAUUCCCAGGCAAUGGUGAAGAUCGAGGACAUGGCUGUGUCCCUCAUUCUGGAGGAAUGGGGAUGUCAGAAUCUGGCUCGGAGGAAUCUCAGUAGGGACAACAAGCAGGAGAAUUAUGGGAGCGCAUUUCCCCAGGGUGGUGAAAACAGGAAUGAGAACGAGGAGUCAACCUCAAAGGCUGAAACUGCGGAAGAUUCGGCAUCACACGAGGAGACAGCAGGAAGAUUCCAGAAAGAGUUCGGAGAGAAACGUGACCAGGAGGGCAAAACAGGAGAAAGACAGCAGAAAAACCCUGAGGAGAAAACCGGGAAAGAGAAGAGAGAUUCAGGGCCAGCUACAGGAAAGGACAAAAAAACCAUCACAGGAGAGAGAGGUCCAAGGGAGAAGGGGAAAGGAUUGGGAAGAAGCUUCAGUCUGAGCUCCAACUUCACCACCCCUGAAGAAGUGCCCACGGGAACAAAGUCUCACAGAUGUGAUGAAUGUGGUAAAUGCUUCACGAGAAGUUCAAGCCUUAUCCGCCAUAAAAUAAUCCACACUGGAGAAAAGCCCUAUGAAUGUAGUGAGUGUGGGAAAGCCUUCAGUCUUAACUCCAACCUUGUCCUGCAUCAGAGGAUCCACACAGGAGAGAAACCUCAUGAAUGUAACGAGUGUGGCAAGGCCUUCAGCCACAGUUCCAAUCUCAUCCUCCAUCAGCGCAUCCACUCUGGAGAGAAACCUUAUGAAUGUAAUGAGUGCGGGAAGGCCUUCAGCCAGAGUUCAGACCUCACCAAGCAUCAGAGAAUUCACACGGGGGAGAAACCCUAUGAAUGUAGUGAAUGUGGAAAAGCUUUCAACCGAAACUCAUACCUGAUUUUGCAUCGGAGAAUUCACACUCGAGAAAAGCCCUACAAGUGCACUAAGUGUGGCAAGGCCUUCACCCGCAGCUCCACCCUCACUCUGCAUCACAGAAUCCAUGCCAGAGAGAGAGCCUCUGAGUACAGCCCAGCCUCCCUUGAUGCAUUUGGCGCGUUCCUGAAAAGUUGUGUGUAAAGGAAGAAUUUGCCAUCAAGCCAUUUCCCCCUUUUGUUUCUAAAAUUAUUUCAGAGAUGUGUGCCCCUGGAGGGAAAAAGAAAUACAGCCUCAACGGAUUAAAAAACAAAAAUCACACUUAAGGAUCCUUCUAGUCACAUCAGCAGUGUUCUGCCUUUAUGUAGUAGUUGGGCAUAUAAUCCUUCCACAUAGCCCCUGCAGGGAAAAGCUUAUCUUAUGGAUAAUCCACGUGAGAUUUCCACACAAGAUAAAAGCACACGCAUACUGAAAUGUCAAGCUUUUCAGUAAUGAGGAUACCUUUAAGGCACUCUUGGACUCUCGGCAACCACAGCAUAAUAGUUGAAAGAUCAAGAUUGGCUCCACGAACGUGAUACGGAGGUUAGGAUGCUACUUGCUGCAAACAAGCCCUACUUUGGCCAACAUCCUGCUUAUUUCUCAAAAAGGGACAGUGAAAACAAAAACGACAUUGGGACAUGCUGCUCAAGGUAGUUAUAUAUACGAUAAGUUAUAUAUAUGAUCACUGGUAGCCUACCAAAGCUGUAGAAAUCUAGGACUGUGCUAAUCAGUAUCAAACCAAAGAUUUCUAUCUCUUCCCGAAAGAGAGGGUAUGUGCACCAGUCUACAGUUCCAAAGGACUGCAACAAAUGUAGAUGGUUCUAUCCUCAUCCCUGAGAUCAGUUCUACUGAAAUGGCAACAACAACUCCAAAUACAUCUCUCCCUUCUUGAAAUCCCUAAAGCACUAUCGCACUCCUAAAUGCAUUUCUCCACAAGUUAGCACUUGAUUGUAUACUGUCUUUUAAUCCUUCAUUGUUUCAUGUAUGAAGUUUUUAAUCACCCCCCCAACCCCCAAAAAAGAUUCGGUUGUCAAGGGAUAUAUUUCUAUCCCUGCCAGCACAGUGCUGGACAUAGUGAGUACUGAACACCUAAGAGGCACUCAUUCAGACUGACUUCUACGGGACUUCUACGUGUGUGAUAAAGGCCUGUGAAUCAUGAGUCCCUGAAAUAUGGUAGCCUGGCCCAGCUUCUAAAGAGGACCCUUCAUAGCCACAAGGCAUGCUAAACCUCUAGGGUCUGAUGCUAUUUUUGUUCCAAAUAUAAACAAAAGGCACUAGUCAGCCGCCUGCAUAGACUUUCUAAACAGUGAGUAAAUACCAUGGAAUGUCAGAAAUGACUUUUAUCAUCGUCAUCUUGAAGAAAUAUAUGAACACUGAUGAAGGUCAUUUUUUUUUUGACAUCUUUCUGUGGCAAAGCUCUUAGAAUUCUUUUCAGUUAGCUGCUGAACAGUAUGAUGAUUUGGGGAUUUUCUGAAUCAUUUGUAACUUAGAUACUGGAGUUCAGAAGAUGUGAUUUUUGUUGCUUUUCAGAAAAAGGAAUGUGGUAGGGAGUGUUUUUUCCCACGCUUUUCCAGUAACUGCAGAAGCAUUAGUUGUUCACUGGCAAUUACUAAAUGUAUUUUGUUGCUCUGAGAAACUCAGCAGUGUACUGAGAUGUGGCUGGCUGUGCCAUUGUCACAGUGCGCGGUGACUUUUCUGUUUCUUAUCACUAAAGACUGAGGUGAGGUUAUGAAACUUUCACUGGUCCCAUCGUCUGUGCGCGGGGUGCAACUGGCUACCUAGAAGCUGAUGGCAGGAGACUGUUUCACACACAGGAGAUUGUGAGCUGUGUAAGUAGUCAUCGCCACUCAAGUAGGACAAGGGUCCUACCCAAGGCUAGGACAGCCCUGCGGAAACAGAAACAUAGACUGAGAACAAACCUCAAGACUAUCAGUGUGACCUCCCCAUAACAAGAGAACCCCAUAUAUAGUUUGAGACUUUCCCUUGAGAAACUUACACUAAAACUAUUACUCAUCAAUCAUUCACUGAUCAGCAGCUAAAGUCCAUGAGACCAAAUGGUUUUAUGUGGAACCAACAAAGUGGGAGCUAAACCUCUGCACAGUGGUCAUUCUUUGGCCUCUCCUUGGCUUUACGACUUAAACCAACCGCAACUUCCCUAUAGCUUCUAAGCAGUUUCGUCAGCAUUACUUGGGAAAACGUGUUGCAAGUCAACCAGUCACUAGGAUGUUUCUACCCAUGCAACGGAAGAAGAACCCGUUACUCCAGAAGAGUAUAUAUAAGUAACUAAAGUGGAGGCAGAAAAUGUUUUAAGGAUUUUCUUCAAAGAAUAAGCCACAGCAGUGGUUUUGUAGAAAACUCCUGUGCUUUUGAGCAAGGACUUUUGCCCUCUAGAAAGCAACUGAGGCUAGGUGCGGUGGCUCACGCCUGUAAUCCCAGCACUUUGGGAGGCCGAGGUGAACGGAUCACCUGAGGUCAGGAGUUUUGAGACCAGCCUGGCCAAUGUGGUAAAAUCCCGUCUCUACUAAAAAUAUAAAAAUUAGCCGGGCAUGAUGGUGGGCACCUGUAAUCCCAGCUACUUGGGAGGCUGAGGCAGGAGAAUCACUUGAACCCAGGAGGCAGAGGUUGCAGUGAGCCAAGAUUGCGCCACUGCACUCCAGCCUGGGUGACUAGCAAAACUCCAUCUAAAAAAAAAAGAAAAAAAAUAAGAAACUGAAAAGUGAGGUGUGGAACUCCAGGCAAUGACCCAAGCACUUAUUUUUUAAGAAGGGAAGGACUUUGGUCAUGUUUACAUUGGCCUUUGUUUUUUUUUUUUCUUUCAGCCACAACUACAUGCUGAUAUAAUUCAGCCAUCACUUUUGAGUUUUGUUUUUAAAUGAAGGUUAAAUGUGACCUGUGCCCUCACAUUUAAUUCUGUUCCAUGGGGACAUCUUCCUGACUUGGUUGGAAAGCUGCCACUAGGGUUGCUUCGGAUCUUCAGCCACAUGCUCUCCUUGAAGCAGCUAUUUGAAGAUGUGUUUUCUGAGGAAAACAGGCUACAACUGUUUAUUAAAACCACUAGCAGUGCAUUCGUUUAUCAGAUGCUCAGUGCAAAGUGUAAUUGGGUCAUGGUCAAAAACGCUUGCAACAUCUAAUUGGCAUUCAAGAUAGUCAUUCAAAAGUUCUUGGCCCGCUGAAGUCUGUUAACAGUUGAAACAUUCUACAGUUAACCAUUAGCAUGCUAGUUGUCCUAAUGGAAAUUUUUGAAGAGUUUUUCAAUAUAUACCCUCCCCUUGCCAGGAAGAGAAGUAAAAUCCUCAGGUUGUGGGGUAUUUGUUUCUACUCCAGCCUGGCAGGCAAGGCUAAAACCUGAGAUUAUCAAUCUAUGAGACAUCUUGAUAUGUAAAGCACUUAAUAUUAAAGGCAUAAAAGUGAAACUGCUAAAUAUGUGUGGAGAGAUUGACGUGUGAUAUGUGGGACAGUUCACAUAGACAUCAGAGAAUUUAUUCCAGAAAGGAGCCUCCUGAAUGUGAUGAAUAUGGCAAAGCCUUUAAUCACAUCUCAGCCCUUAGCAUCAGAAAGCUUAUACUGUAAAUAAACUUGAUGAAUAUUAUAUGUGAGGAAAACUUUCAUGUAUAGCACUCAUUGCUUCAGACAGAAUGAAUUCCUUUGGUAUGUUCCAAUCGUGAUGAAUUUGAGAAACAUUGCAAGAGGGAGCUCAAUCUUGGCUGGGCGCGGUGGCUCACGCCUGUAAUCCCAGCACUUUGGGAGGCUGAGGCGGGUGGAUCACAAGGUCAGUAGUUUGAGACCAGCCUGGCCAACAUGGUGAAACCCUGUCUCUACUAAAAAUACAAAAAAAAAUUAGCUGGGCGCAGUGGCGCGUGCCUGUAGUCCCAGCUACUUGGGAGGCUGAGGCAGGAGAAUCGCUUGAACCCGGGAGGCAGAGGUUGCAGUGAGCCAAGAUCAUGCCACUGCGCUCCAGCCUGGGUGAUAGAGCGAGACUCCGUAUCAAAAAAAAAAAGGAGGGGGGAGCUCAAUCUUAACUGCAGAUGAUCUACAGAUGAAAAAAAAACUGGGGAAAUGCUUUAAAAAAUAGCAAAAUGUGCAACUUCUUACAAAAAUUGUUAAUGUUAGGUACUUCUAUAUAUUUUAUAUGACCAUAAUGUCCGUGUGUGUUUUGUACCUUCAGUCCCUUGUUAUUGUUCCGUGUGUUACCUGUAAGCAGAUUCUGUAUUUUAUUUUAGCCUAUUUGACAGAACACAUCACUCAAAGUGAAGUUUCGGAGCAAACUGAAGAAAAUCAGUGUGGUUGUAGACAAAAAGUCGGUUCACAGAACGGAGCAGCGGGGAGAAGAAGGGAAAAGCUUCAUAGUUUGGUGCUUAUCACAUCAAGAGAUUGGUAAAUUUCUGAGGAAAGACAGGCUAAUGGGGCACUGAAAUGGAACAACUUUAAACAUGUGCAGCCUUUUGAAUUUUUCCUCAAAACCAAGAAGUUGACCUCUGAGCUGUCAGGUGACCACUGUGUGCAAAGGGGAUGGAUUCUCUUGUCAGUAGAGGGUCUUCUCCACGAAGCGAGAGUAGGAAGUGUACUGGAAUGGCCAAGUGGGACUGCUUCAGCUGACCAGGUUCUCUUAAACUGUAGUCAUGCUUUCCCACUAACUCUUAAAUCCUUAUGCUUAGAAAAUUGGGGAUAAGGCCAGGCACGGUGGCUCAGGCCUGUAAUCCCAGCACUUUGGGAGACCGAGGCGGGUGGAUCACAAGGUCAGGAGAUCGAGACCAUCCUGGCUAACAUGGCGAAACCCCAUCUCUACUAAAAAUACAAAAAAAUUAGCUGGGCGUGGUAGCAGGCGCCUGUAGUCCCAGCUACUCAGGAGGCUGAGGCAGGAGAAUCACUUGAACAUGGGAGGCGGAGGUUGCAGUGAGCCAAGAUGGCGCCACUGCACUCCAGCCUGGGCGACAGAGCGAGACUCCAUGUCAAAAAAAAAAAAGUUGGGGAUAGGACUGGCCAGGCACGGUGGCUCACUCCUGUAAUCUCAGCACUUUGGGAGGCAGAGGCAGGCGGAUCACUUGAGGUCGGGGAGUUUGAGACCAGCCUGGCCAACGUGGUGAAAGCCUGUCUCUACUAAAAAUACAAAAAUUAGCCGAGCGUGGUGGUGGGUGCCUGUAGUCCCAGCUACUCGGGAGGCUGAGGCAGGAGAAUCACCUGAAUCUGGGAGGCAGAGGUUGCAGUGAGCCGAGAUUGCACCACUGCACUCCAGCCUGGGUGACAGAGUGAGACUCUGUCUCAAAAAAAAAAAAAAAGAAAGAAAGAAAAUUGGGGAUAGGAGAACAGCAAGGUGGGCAUUUCCCGGAAUUGUGUGCAGAUGCAUUCAGUCGUGGCAUUGCAGGAAGUCUGAUGAAGCUUGGGAAGCAUUUUGCAAUAUUCCCUUUGGCUAUGUUCCUGUGUUCCCUGCUUCCACUUUUCUUCCCCUGGUUUGUGAUUAUUAGGAGAGAGGUUUUGCGAAGACUCGUUGCUGUGAAAGAAUCUUUUUUUAAUUUUUAUCCUAGAGUCAGUCACUUUUAUUCCAGGUAGUCAUGCUGAUCUACUUAUCCAAAGCCAGCUAACCAGGUUCAUCCUACCAUCCUCAUAGAAGACUGUGUGUAUGAAUUGGAGUAACAGUACUGAAAUACACUCAAACAGUGACAGCAAUACUUCCCGGGGUGGGGGCCGUAUUUCUCUGUGUCCUACUCUGAGCAACUUCUCAGAGAUACGAGGGGGCUAGGGUUUUCCUAUCUGGGAAAUGGGGUGAAAGUCUGCAGAUUGUUAAAUGAAAUAUAGAAUCAGAGAAAAAGAAAAGUCAGUGAUAGAAAUAGAUUAUUUCUUAGAAAUUAGGGUAGAUUUUUAUUUCAACUACUACUGGAGAAUUUAAUAAAAGGCAUUAUUUGAAAAGUUUUUCUAACAGAUUUAGGUUGUUUUUUUUUUAGAAUGGACACUACUGUACAUUUAAAAGCAAUUAUUUUGCUAUUCAGAUUUUUUAUUAUCUGAAAAUGAAAUUAUCUGUUUUACUUUUCAAAGCUUUGUGAAACGAAGUUAUAGGGAGGUAAGCCAUCUCCAACUCUGCAGGUCAAACAAAAGUUUGGGAAAUACUUUUGACAUCCCACAAUACAGAAUGUCUUAACAUGAUAAUUGAAUUUCAUGAUGUGUGGUUCCAUUUAAUAAUGGACACCACCCCAAUCUCAUAUUUUCCUGUUACCCUAAAACAGUGGAAGGAAACUGGGUGUUUGGUAGACUUCUAAAUCAUGGUCUCCGACGAUUUGAAUCUGAGAUUCUCACCUCCAUUUACUAAAGAAUCAUGACUUAAUUCAAAUUGCACAGUAAUCAGUGAAGUGAAUACAUUUUUAAAAUGGAAUUUUCUCCCUUCAGCAAGCACUCAUUAAGGAGUGAGGCUGAGUAUUUUAAGAUAGAGUGAGAUCUGUGAGUGAUUGAAAGGUGAUAUUUAAAAACUUGGAUUUCAUUCCAGUGUCAGGUUUGGGUUUUAAGUUCCUUUGGUCUGGGGAAGGGUCCAAGCAGCCACAGUUGCCCUAAAUCUCCAUCAUUAAGUCUCCCAGCAAGGUUAAGUGCGGUAUGGAAGGAGAAGGGGGAAGAGGACGGUAACGGCCCCGCACUCCAGGCUGAGAAAGGAAUUAGGAGGCCUGAGGAGGGGCCGAGGAAAGGCUGUUGGGGUGUGCUGGGGUUGGUACCCGAGCGCCUUCCCCUCACCUCAACCAGAGAAGAGCAUCCAGUUGCUUUUUAAAGCUUUUAGCCUGCCCUAGCAAGGACAAAGCAUGGUAGAUUAAAGAUGCUUCUGCUGAUCACAGGGGUUCUUAUUUGAAAACAUCUAUGUUGGGGGUGGGGUGGGAGGAGACAGGUUGUGGUUAUGCAGGAAAAUCUUGUCCUAAAAAUAUAUGAGUUUGGGGGUAAGGGGUGGGAUAGCCAAGCAAAAUCAGUAAUUAUUUUAAAAUGAACAUACGUAUUUUUAUUAACUUUUAGUUAAAUACAGAUUUUACAACGAGGUCAGCAUAAGCCUAAAUCUAUAUAGAGAGCUAACUCAGGCAUUGUCUUGUUUAUUUGUAGACUGGAUUAAAAACAACCUGUCCUGUUUUGUCAGUUCCCAGCUUCUUCGUUUAGAAUAAAUUAGACCAAAAGAAGAAACGUGCUUGUCUCUGUGUACCCACAGAAUGAAGUUACUAUUGUUAAAACUGGAUUUUUUCAUUUUACUAGGUUCCGAAGAGUCCAGGUGCUUGGUAGAUGUUCAAUACGUGAUUUUUUUUUUAAUUGAAUGUGUUCAUUUAAAAUCCUCCUUAACAUUUCUAGAAAGACUUCUUUCAAUAAAUAAUGGAAUCUUAGAGGAAAAGUGGUUUUUUAAAAGCUGGGGAACUCCACUAAAAGUAACCAUUGGAAACCUCGAAUGAGGGCUAAAGUUCUAAUCAUAAGAGAAAAGGCAGCAUAAUGUGUACACAUACAUAGUCAGUGGUCCAUUUUAGGAAGCCAGUGGCGUCUGAUAAAUGUUAAGAGUAGUGAGGUUGGGGAAGGAAAUUGUGGGGAUUUGUAAUAUUCUCUUUAUGUUGUUUCUCUUCUGAGUCAUGGUAAAACAAUAAAUUAUCAUCUCUAGGUGGCA